Messenger RNA from Antrostomus carolinensis (chuck-will's-widow), 315 nucleotides. Its product is annotated as avidin. The annotation marks the transcript as partial. Lineage: Eukaryota; Metazoa; Chordata; Aves; Caprimulgiformes; Caprimulgidae. Gene Ontology annotation, molecular function: biotin binding. The transcript is spliced from 3 exons. The record is from RefSeq and is a predicted model, not a curated record.
AAGGACGGCAGCUUCUCUGGUUCCUAUUUGCCAGGGCCUGCAGCCAGCGACCCCAAAAUCCUCAGCUCACCACUGGAGGGGUCCCAGCAGGAUGCAGGACUGGUCCCACAGCCCACCUUCUCCUUCACUGUGUACUGGCGGCUCCAAGACUUGGAGAUGGCCCGGAUGACUGCUUUCCUGGGCCAAUGCUAUGUGGGCACCAACGGAGAGGAGACCCUGCACACACUGUGGCUCAUGCGAGAGGCAACUGAGAGCCCUGCUGAGGACUGGAAAGCCACUUGGAUUGGCACCAGCAUUUUCACCCGGAUAAAAUAA